This is a messenger RNA of Torulaspora delbrueckii, 3429 nucleotides long. RefSeq names its product DNA-directed RNA polymerase III core subunit RET1 (gene RET1). Gene Ontology annotation, cellular component: RNA polymerase III complex. The coding region runs from base 1 to 3429 and encodes 1142 amino acids. Gene Ontology annotation, biological process: DNA-templated transcription. Gene Ontology annotation, molecular function: DNA-directed RNA polymerase activity; ribonucleoside binding; DNA binding. The record is from RefSeq and is a predicted model, not a curated record. Lineage: Eukaryota; Fungi; Ascomycota; Saccharomycetes; Saccharomycetales; Saccharomycetaceae. The transcript has a single exon.
AUGGCUGCGAAAAAAGUGCAGAAACAGACACAUUUAAAGAAGGAUGAAACCUUUGAAGAGCUGUUGAAACCUGUAUACAAGGGUAAGAAGCUUACGGAUGAAAUCAGUACCGCAGAGGAUAAAUGGAAUUUGCUACCGGCUUUCUUGAAGGUCAAGGGUUUAGUGAAGCAGCAUCUGGACUCUUUCAAUUACUUUGUUGAUGUGGAUCUGAGAAAGAUCAUAAAAGCUAAUCAACUUAUUCUUAGUGAUGUCGAUCCAGAAUUUUACCUCAAGUAUGUUGACAUCAGAGUGGGCCAAAGGUCCAAUGGCUCCAAGGACUAUUUAACACCUCCACACGAGUGCAGAUUAAGAGAUAUGACGUAUUCGGCACCAAUCUAUGUUGAUAUAGAGUAUACCAGGGGAAGGAAUAUUAUCAUGCAUAAGGAUGUGGAAAUUGGUCGGAUGCCAGUCAUGUUGAGAUCAAACAAAUGUAUUCUGCACGAGUCCGAUGAGGCAAUGAUGGCAAAGCUUAACGAGUGUCCAUUGGAUCCUGGUGGAUACUUUAUUGUCAAUGGUACAGAAAAGGUCAUCUUGGUCCAGGAACAAUUGUCGAAGAAUCGUAUUAUCGUUGAAGCCGAUGAGAAAAAGGCUAUUGUUCAGGCAUCUGUUACAUCUUCCACUCACGAAAGAAAGUCAAAGACAUAUGUGGUAACUAAGAAUGAAAAGAUUUACUUAAAGCACAACUCUAUCGCCGAAGACAUUCCAAUUGUGGUCGUGCUCAAAGCCUGCGGUAUUGUAUCUGAUCUUGAAGUCAUGCAAUUGGUCUGCGGUAAUGAUAGCAGCUACCAAGAUAUUUUUGCCAUUAAUUUAGAAGAAGCAGCAAAGUUGAACCUUUAUACGCAACAGCAGGCGCUCGAAUACAUUGGUUCCAAAGUCAAGACAGUCAGAAGGCAGAAACUUUCAGUGCUGCAAGAAGGUAUCGAGGCCAUCGCGACGACAGUAAUUGCGCACUUGACGGUCGAGGCUUUAGAUUUCAGAGAAAAGGCUUUGUACAUAGCGAUAAUGACCAGGAGAGUUGUUAUGGCUAUCUAUAACCCUAAGAUGGUCGAUGACAGAGAUUAUGUGGGUAAUAAGCGUCUGGAAUUGGCCGGUCAAUUAAUUUCAUUGUUAUUUGAAGAUUUAUUCAAGAAAUUUAACAGUGAUUUCAAAGCUAGUAUAGACAAAGUCCUGAAAAAGCCUAACAGAGCCAUGGAAUAUGAUGCUCUGUUAUCUAUCAAUGUUCAUUCGAACAACAUUACGAGUGGGCUAAACAGAGCUAUUUCAACCGGUAAUUGGUCCUUGAAGAGAUUCAAGAUGGAAAGAGCUGGUGUUACGCAUGUCCUGUCAAGAUUGUCAUACAUUUCGGCAUUAGGUAUGAUGACAAGAAUAUCCUCGCAGUUUGAGAAGUCCAGAAAAGUUUCCGGUCCAAGAGCUCUUCAACCCUCACAGUUUGGUAUGUUAUGUACUGCCGAUACUCCGGAAGGUGAGGCGUGCGGUCUGGUUAAGAACUUGGCAUUGAUGACACACAUUACUACCGACGACGAAGAAGAGCCUAUUAAGAAAUUAUGUUACCUCCUUGGGGUUGAAGAUAUAAGUUUGCUUGACAGUGCAUCUUUACACUUAAAUUACGGUGUUCACUUGAAUGGUACUUUAAUCGGUACGACGAAAUAUCCAACCAAGUUCAUCACGCAUUUCAGAAAUUUGAGGAGAUCGAGCAAAGUUUCGGCUUUUAUUUCAAUUUACGCCAACUCUCAUCAAAAAGCUGUCCAUAUCGCUACCGAUGGGGGUAGAAUCUGUAGGCCCCUGAUUAUUGUGUCUGAUGGGCAAUCGAGGGUCAAGGCUGAUCAUCUAAAGAAACUUUUAGACGGUGAAUUGGUUUUUGAUGACUUUUUGAAGCUAGGUUUGGUUGAGUACUUGGAUGUUAAUGAGGAAAAUGAUUCCUUUAUUGCGCUAUACGAAAAGGACAUUGAUCAGAAUAUUACACACAUGGAAAUUGAACCCUUUACCGUUCUGGGGGCCGUUGCCGGAUUAAUUCCAUACCCACAUCAUAACCAAUCUCCUCGUAACACUUAUCAAUGUGCGAUGGGUAAGCAAGCCAUCGGUGCUAUAGCAUACAAUCAAUUCAAAAGGAUCGACACGUUGCUCUACUUGAUGAUUUACCCCCAGCAACCAAUGGUUAAGACAAAAACAAUCGAACUUAUUGACUAUGAUAAAUUACCUGCUGGUCAGAACGCUACGGUUGCGGUCAUGUCUUAUUCGGGGUAUGAUAUUGAAGAUGCUCUUGUUCUAAACAAAUCUUCCAUCGAUAGAGGUUUUGGAAGAUGUGAAACUCGUAGAAAGAAUACCACAGUUCUGAAGAGAUACCCUAACCAUACGCAAGAUAUCAUUGGCGGUAUGCGUGUUGAUGAAAACGGGGAACCAAUAUGGCAGCAUAAAUGUUUAGGUCCCGAUGGGUUGGGUGAAGUUGGUAUGAAACUGGACAGCGGGCAAAUUUAUAUCAACAAGUCGAUUCCAACCAAUUCAGGUGACGGCGUUCUAACUAACACUCAGUCGCAGUACAAGGAGACGCCCGUCAUUUAUAGGGCGCCUGAGCCAUCUCACAUCGACCAGGUGAUGAUGUCCGUAUCUGACAAUGAUCAAGCACUCAUUAAAGUGCUGUUAAGACAAAAUAGAAGGCCCGAACUCGGUGAUAAAUUCUCUUCUAGGCACGGGCAGAAGGGUGUGUGUGGUAUCAUCGUCAAGCAAGAGGAUAUGCCAUUUAAUGAUCAAGGUAUCUGUCCCGAUAUUAUUAUGAAUCCCCAUGGUUUCCCCUCUCGUAUGACUGUCGGUAAAAUGAUAGAACUAAUAUCUGGUAAAGCUGGUGUCCUCAAUGGUACCUUGGAAUACGGUACCUGUUUCGGCGGUUCCAAACUUGAAGAUAUGACGAAGAUAUUGGUAGAUAAUGGGUUCAAUUAUUCAGGUAAGGAUAUGCUGUACUCUGGUAUAACAGGUGAGUGCUUACAAGCUUACAUCUUUUUUGGUCCAAUCUACUAUCAAAAGUUGAAGCACAUGGUGUUGGACAAAAUGCACGCAAGAGCUAGGGGUCCAAGAGCAGUCCUUACACGUCAGCCCACUGAAGGUAGAUCCAGAGAUGGUGGUCUUAGACUGGGUGAAAUGGAAAGAGAUUGUGUUAUUGCAUACGGUGCUUCACAGUUGUUACUAGAGAGACUAAUGAUCAGUUCAGACGCAUUUGAAGUUGAUGUUUGCAACAAAUGUGGUCUAAUGGGUUAUAGCGGCUGGUGUACAACUUGUAGAAGUGCAGAAAACAUCAAUAAGAUGACUAUCCCAUACGCUGCUAAGCUUUUGUUUCAAGAGUUAUUGUCUAUGAAUAUCGCUCCAAGACUGAGACUAGAGGAUAUUUUCCAGCAGUAG